AUGGGUAAAAGUAACGUUAAUAAAAAUACAGCCGUAAGUGCGAAGGAAAAACUCCACAGGGUUCAAGAAAAAAGCAUAAAAAAGACGAUAUCAAAAAGUGAAAAUAAACGAAACAAAAUAAUCCUUCCAAAUGAUUUCAAGCCAGAUGUCGUCUAUCAACCGCGGUUUAGCUUAGAAGAGUUGAUUUGUGGUUCAGACAAAGUACGCAGCUCUUCAAAGCCACCUAGGCCUCUAAACAGUUAUUUUUUACUUAAGAAAUGCCUGCUCUUGGAGCUAUGGGCACGAAACUUAAAGCCAACCAUGCCUGCCGCAUGCGUAUUAGCUAAAAAACUCUGGGAUAAUGCCCCUGAGGAAGCUAAAAAUAUUUAUGAGGAUCUUGCAAGGCAGGCGGAAGAGUGGCACCAAAAAACAUUUCCAAAUUAUGUAUUCGAGCCGAAAAAAAGGCCACAAUGCAAAAAUAAGCCAUUCCCAGAAAAGAAUAGCUCGGGAAUGCUUUUGACUUUUACCCUCGAGUCCCCUUCCCCUCAACAACCUCUUCAGAUUCUUGAACCACCAAGACCUAUUUCUGAUGUAGAAACCACAAACAGAAAUAUAGAAGUUUCUGAUGAGGGUAUUCUCAUCGAACAAUUGAAAAAUAUACAACUUGAUAAUCUAAACAAUGUGUACCUGGUGUCCCCAACACCAAUGAAUAAUAGUUUUCAACAUCAAAAUGAUGUUGACUACAUGUAUCAACAUCAGGAUGAAAUCUCUCAAUUUAAUUAUCCUGGUAUUGAGAGCAUCUUUUCUGAUGUUGAUGGGGUUAUGUAUAUACAAUAUAAGUAA
Ambispora leptoticha is the source of this 822-nucleotide messenger RNA. Lineage: Eukaryota; Fungi; Glomeromycota; Glomeromycetes; Archaeosporales; Ambisporaceae. The record is from the annotation of a GenBank genome assembly.